Molecule: messenger RNA, 3781 nt
Organism: Blastomyces dermatitidis ER-3
Lineage: Eukaryota; Fungi; Ascomycota; Eurotiomycetes; Onygenales; Ajellomycetaceae
Product: tRNA-dihydrouridine synthase 3
Exons: 3
Coding region: 1320-3533 (737 amino acids)
Biological process (GO): tRNA processing
Molecular function (GO): tRNA dihydrouridine synthase activity; RNA binding; flavin adenine dinucleotide binding
Source: RefSeq, a predicted model, not a curated record
CUUGCUACCAGAUUCGAUCACUGGGUUCGGUUCUCCUUUGUAUGGCCUCGCCAAGUUGUUAUUAUGCAGGAUGCUGAUGAUGAUGCCCUGUCAGCACCUAUCGGAAAUCCUACCUCAGGCUAGGCGGGCGCCUACCAUAUACCUAGAUAGGUAAUAAUAUAUCAUCUUUCUCUCUUUUUGACCAUUAUGGCCUAGUAAACAUCCUGCUGAAUCCCCCAAACGUCAUUCCAGCUAAAAGACAAAAGUGAAACAAAAUCACCUGCAGGACCUUAUUUAUCGCGGGAGAGUCAUCGCGCGAGGGUUCAAUCUGUUCCUCAUCCAUCCCCCCCCCCUCCCCCCAUCCGCUGCGAUCCUCUUGAGGGUUUAAUUCAAUGGGUGUCUCGGGACGCCAAACAGUGGCAGCAGGCCUCGCCCUAGGCCUCGCCCUCUAUGGUGUCGGCAAACAUCGAGACCAUUCGCCUCCAUAUAGCUCACAAUCCAUCUCUCCUAGUUGUGAGGGGAAUGCCUCGCCUGUUUUCGGCCUACUUGACCAGUAGCUCCACGUGCUGGUGAAGUUUAACAGUCCGGGUUGAGGGUCUUGUGGAUUCAAUAGAGGAAUUCUGGGAUUCUGUCAUUCUUGCGGUAUGAGAGUUAAAAAAAAAAAUACUUCUUCAGGGUGUUAUUCUCGUUGCUGCACUGUUAUCAAAUGAGAUGCGUCUUGAUUAUGCAGUACUUGAGUGUAAACACACUCUCUCCUCUCGGAGCAAAGAAGGCAUUGCAGAAUCCUCAAUGCAAAACCAAAUAGAGCAAGAUAUGGUUUAAGCCUUGAGUGAUAUUAUUCGAGGGGCGAAAAGACUGAAGGAGAGACUCAAGGGCUGAAAAGUGGAAACUUUGCCACGGAUCUCCUUUUCUGCCUUGGGAGCAAGCAAGCAACAAACAAAAACUUAACAAUCCCAGGUAGUUAUUGGUUAUCAGUAGAUUUGCAGAGGAACUCUAGUACGAGAGGCACCCAGUCUUGUCCCUGUGUAAUCUUCACGCAUUCUCUUUUUCACCUGGGCCUCAAAUUCAGUAAGUUGUAGAAAUUGCAAAUGCUCCUCCAGCUUCGCGUGGAAUCCCUCGCGUCCGGCUGCUGGGAGAAAGUUUCGCCGCUCCCUCGCCGGCUUUCACACACCACAACCCACCAACGGCACAAGCACGGAGGCAGAUCUUGAAUCGCCCCAGCUGAGUAGAGCGUGGGGUUGUAGAUUAGAAACGAAGAAACGAACCAACUGGACUGUCCUACUCUUCAGAUAGUAACUAGCUGUUAAUCCGUUGACAGGCAGAACGCAGCCCUUCGGAAAAUGGAUCCAGGUUCGAAUAACCAGGCGGAAAUCGCCAGCGGGGGAGUUGUUGGCAAACCGAACGGCCAUGCCCGCGUUGAAGAAUUUGAAGAAUCGCCGGCGAAAAGGAUAAAGUUAGAUGGGCAACCGGUUUCUGAUCCACAGACGGCUGCGAAGAGCGGAGUUGAAAGGAAGAAAGGUGUUGCGCCGAUUAAAAAAGAGUACCUCAUCGAGGUUUCUCCAGGUGCGGCCCAAGCUUCCCCGAGGGCUAUCCCGGAUGAUGAUGCUGCGGAAGCCGCCAAGCAUCACGAGCAAGAGGGCAACAGUGGCAGGCAAAAAGGAGGUAAACGUGAGAAGAAAGGUGGACAGAAUACCAAACGUACAUUCGGGCGCUCUCAGGACGCGAAGCAACUUUGCCAAACCGUUGCCUAUCAUUCUGAAUUCUCUCCGAAGCCAUGUCCCUGGGGCAAGUCCUGCAAAUUCGAACACGACAUCCGCAAAUACCUGAAAGACUACAAGAGAGCCGACUUGGAUACUUUUGGCGGUGUUUGCCCCGUAUGGGGAGCCAAAGGAAGAUGUCCUGCUGGUUGGAAGUGCCGAUUUGUGGGGUCACAUAUGGCUGAGCGGGAGACGGAGGAUGGGAGGAAAGAGUUAGUGUUGGUUGAAGAUGCGUCUCGCAUGAAAAACCCGACGUCAGAGAACGGAAUUGGAAUCGAUGGAGCGGUUAACGUUGUUUCGACAGAGGAUAAGCUUGCCUUGGCGAAGAAGAGAUACAAAACUCCCAAAGCUGAUUCCUACACAACUUGGAUCGACACGGUCUCCAGAGAAGUCGAGAAAAAACUCCAUGGGCGAAACCAGGACGACACUGCCUCUGUCCCCGACAAGACUGAUGGUCAGGGAGCUUUUGAUAUCAAGGAUGAAAAGGAAGAUAACAGAGCGCAAUAUACAGAACCUCCCUUCCUACCAUCUGAAAAAAGACGAGUCUACUUUGGCCCGGAGACCCCUGUCCUGGCUCCGCUCACAACGCAAGGCAAUUUACCCUUCAGACGUCUCUGUGUUGAUCUUGGCGCACAGCUCACCUAUUCGGAAAUGGCCAUGAGCAUGAGCCUGGUGCAAGGCUCGAAGUCUGAGUGGGCGCUUAUGAAGGCGCAUGAGUCAGAGAUAUUGCCUCCAACAGUCAACCCACAGCAGACCAUCGUGAAAGACUAUGACAAUUCUCGUGAUCUGAAAUUCGGCGUUCAGAUUACGGGGAACAAACCGUGGGUUGCGCUAAGAGCCACUGAAGCCUUAACCGCGCUAUGCCCGCACCUACGUGUCAUCGAUAUGAACUGUGGAUGCCCGAUUGACAUGGUUUUCAGAGAAGGUUCAGGCUCUGCGCUACUCGACCAUGCCUCGAAACUGGAAAAGAUGCUGCGCGGAAUGAACGCUGUGUCUGGAGAGAUCCCCAUCACUGCGAAGAUCCGAAUGGGGACCAAAGAUUCAAACCCUACGGCUACAAAACUAGUCGAGAGGUUAAUUUGUGGCGGUGUCGAGUCUCAUGAAAUUGGCCAGGGCCCUGCUGGCGUUGCCGCGAUCACAUUGCAUGGCCGUAGUCGUCAGCAGCGAUACUCGCGCCAGGCGGACUGGGAGUAUAUCUCCCAGUGUGCCGCGUUGGUUAAACGACUCAACGAACAAACCGAUAUCGCAAUCGAUACCAUUAAGGAGCCAGAUGCACGAUACCAGCCCGCUGCGGGUAAAGUGUUCUUCCUCGGGAACGGCGACUGUUACUCCCACGAAGACUACUUCAACGGGAUUCAAAAGUCGGGCGUCGACACUGUCAUGGUGGCCCGUGGCGCGCUGAUGAAGCCGUGGAUUUUCGAGGAAGUCGAAAAGGGCCAAUAUCUUGACAAGUCUGCGACUGAGAGGCUCGCGCUCGUGGAGAAGUUUGCAAAGUAUGGCCUUGAGGCGUGGGGGUCUGAUGAAUACGGCAUUGGAAACACGCGCCGCUUCUUGCUUGAAUAUCUAAGUUUCACGCAUCGAUAUAUACCCGUGGGCCUACUGGAGUACCUUCCCCCGAGCAUCCAGGACCGCCCGCCCGCCUGGAAAGGUCGCAAUGAGUUGGAAACUCUUCUUGGAAGUGAUAAUUAUAAGGAUUGGAUUAAGAUUUCAGAAAUGUUCUUGGGUCCAGCUCAUAAAGAUUUCAAAUUCGAGCCAAAGCAUAAGUCGAAUAGCUACGAGAUUGUUGCGGAGGGUUGAUUAGCAGUAAGAGAAAGCUACUCGCCUUGGAGUUAUUGUAAUAGAGCCAGCAUCAUACGGGCAUUGGAAAGCCCAUAACAAUAUAUACAAUUGCAUAUUUUCGAGACGGAAUACUUCGUAAAUAAAAAGUUCUGGCUACGUUUCCCUUCAUUAAAAUACAAUAAAAAUAGAAUCCAACCAAUUAUGGCAUAUCCAUUCACUUUUUAUAAUCUGGCAGCCUGUUUGCCAGAAUCGAUACAGCACCAAAA